AUGAAUAAUCUCUCGCAAAUGGUGAUCGCCGAGCAUUACCGACGGGGAAGAGAACUGUAUGUAAACAAUACAGUCCUCUCCCUUGUAAGCUCCUGCACACUGCUUUGUAUGGUUCUGCAUAGCAGAACCAUACAAAGCAGUGUGCUUAAAGUGAAGCACACGAACACAGCACAUUGUGAAACAGCACACAGUUAACCCAUUGAUCACCCCUCAUGUUAACCCCUUCCUGCCCAGUGUCAUUAGUACAGUGUCAGUGAUUUUUUUUUUUUUUAGCACUGAUCACUGUAUUGAUGUCACUGGGGAUGUCAGUAACACCAGGUUAGUUCCCCCCAGUGUUAGAAUGCCUGCCGCAGUCCCGCUAUAAGU
Messenger RNA from Staurois parvus, 366 nucleotides. The record is from the annotation of a GenBank genome assembly. Lineage: Eukaryota; Metazoa; Chordata; Amphibia; Anura; Ranidae.